Messenger RNA from Phytophthora sojae, 1023 nucleotides. RefSeq lists its product as hypothetical. The record is from RefSeq and is a predicted model, not a curated record. NCBI's taxonomy places the organism in Eukaryota, Oomycota, Peronosporomycetes, Peronosporales, Peronosporaceae. The coding region runs from base 1 to 1023 and encodes 340 amino acids. The transcript has a single exon.
AUGGAACAAGCCAGGGACGGGCUCCAUUGGCAAAUAUCAGGUGACACAGCGGUUCCAAAGGACUAUGAAAAGGAUCUGGCCACGUUCCGCAGAUUGGAAGCGCAGAACAAGAUAGUAUUCAAAGCACACCCCAGCUUGCAUGCGUUUCCGUGGUCCAUACCACCCAAAGUGUCGAACCACAAUAUAAACCAAGCGUUGAAGAAACUUUCUUUUGCACGAGCAAAAGGAGAGCUCGCUCCGGCGCUGACCAAAGUCGUCAACAGACUCGAGGCAAGGGCAAAACACGACGACGGGCUGUGGCAGGCCUUGCAGCAAACCCCGAACCAAUUGUGGAGGCACCGAAACGCGAUCACAGAGUAUCAAGUCUGGAUCAACUACAGAUUGGCGGUCUCACAGCUAAAUCUAUACUUUGACGGACGACAAACUGACAACAGCUGCAGGAAGCUGGCGAGCUGCAAAGAACACAAGGAAACCUUAGCUCACAUCUUUUGGGAAUGUCCUUGUGCGAAUACGUACUGGGAAGCGCUAGUAACGCGCUGGACUGGGCAACGCUGGCAACAGCAUGAUCUGGCUAAGUUCAAGGCGAAUUGUAUGUCAAGAUCGCCGCCGAAACUGUCGUCGGUGAUGCAGGCUAGGCUGCAAGCAACCUUCACAGACGAAGUGGAGGCGUACGUGAUCGAGUGGAACCGAGUGUGGUGGAUACUCAGUUCCAUUUGUAUAACGGUCCUGUGGAUCCAAAGAAACCGGGUGACCCAUCAGCAGGAGCAAGUUACGCAGCAAGGAAGUAAACAAGAAUUUUUGAAGACUGGGCUGCAGCAAUUGAGGGCACUGACGCGACGCGAACGUCGGCACCCACACACCAAAAUACAAGGCACGCGCCUGCUCCUCUGUUUAGGAAUGUUGGCGCGACCGCUUCAAGAGGCACCACCGCAAGGUGUGAGUCAAGUACAACCACCAGAUCGCACGAUGACACCGGCGUUGAUAUCCUGGCUUAGGAAAUUCCAGACAUCUUGUAAACAGUAA